Molecule: messenger RNA, 3535 nt
Organism: Stegastes partitus (bicolor damselfish)
Lineage: Eukaryota; Metazoa; Chordata; Actinopteri; Pomacentridae
Gene: angpt4
Product: angiopoietin 4
Exons: 10
Coding region: 628-2202 (524 amino acids)
Source: RefSeq, a predicted model, not a curated record
UUUUCUUUUAUCAUCUUUUAUUUUCUUCUGUUUUCCUUUAUUUCUGGACAUUUGAGGAUAGAGCGGUCCAUUUCAGAAGCCUUUUAUUUACAUGCAGCUUUUAAAUCUUCCCAUAUUGCUUUUUAAACAUCUCCACUUUGGGCAUCACUCUUCAUCAUCCUCACAUUGCUUCCACUCCCUUUAUUAUCUGUUCAGCUUUCUCUUCAUCCACAUUUUUUCCUGGGUGGAUUUGGAUCUUCACCGCUGAGGACAGGAGGGAAUUUCAAAGACCUGCUCAAUGUCAAGCCAAUGGACCCACCCUGAAAAGUUUUCAUCAACAGCGCAGGGAACAAAAUUAACACCCAAAAGAGAAGACAGAAGAGCGGAUGAGCUUCUUUGCCGCAGCUGAGGAGAGAACAGGUGUUGCUUUCUGCUACUUGUGCUCCACAAGGAAAGUGAUCAGUUGAAAUUUAGACAAACGCACUCAAGAGAUUUUGUUACAGGCUCAGACUCAUGGAUUGAUUGUCAGGUGCAGAAACUCCUGCACACGGAUGCUUUCCUAAAGUGAACCAGGGUCAACGUGUGACUGAGCUUCUCUUGACCCUCUCGUCAGAGCGAAAACAUUUAAACACAGGUGAAGAGCGUGUCAUGAAAGGCUUAAAUCUCAGCCGGGGUUUGCUGGUUCUUCUGCUGCUUUGGACCUUGUCAGCCGCCACCGAUGCGGCCGGUGCCGCGAGUGCAGAACGAGGAGGAGCUGGAAGAAGCCAGAGAAGAGGAGGAGGUGGAGGAGGUUCAGAGAAGAGGAGGAGGUUUCACCGCAUCCAACAUGGCCAAUGCAGCUACACCUUCAUCCUGCCGGAGCUGGACGGAUGCCAGGGCGCAGGAGGACCAUCGCAGACCGAGCAAUAUGGUGGCUCUCGUGGCGGAGCGAGCGUCGUGCAGAGAGACUCGCCGCCUGUAGACGGUGAAUGGUCGGCUCAGAAACUGCAGCACCUGGAGAGCACGAUGGAGAACAACACGCAGUGGCUGCAGAAGUUGGAGAACUUCAUUCAGAGGAGCAUGAGGCGGGACGUCGCCAACAUACAGUCACACGUCGUCCACAACCAGACGGCCACGAUGCUGGAAAUCGGGACGAAUCUCCUCACGCACACAGCGGAGCAGACACGCAAACUGAACGUGGUGGAAGCCAAGGUGCUGAAUCACACGUCUCGGAUAGAGAUCCAGCUUCUGGAGAAUUCUCUGUCCACCAACAAGCUGGAAAAAGAGCUGCUGCUGCAGACGUCUGAGAUCAGUCAGCUCCGAGACAAAAACAGUCGUUUGGAGAGCAAAGUUCAGAUGUUGGAGUCUCAGCAGAGAGGAGAGCUGGAGGACAUGAGGGUGGAGAAGAACCGGCUGCAGUCUGUCGUCAGGACUCAGAUGGCGGCGAUCGAGUCUUUAGAGAGGCAGCUGCGAGUGGCCAGCAGCAACAACACCGUCCUGCAGAGACAGCAGGCUCAGCUGAUGGAGUCGGUCCACACACUCAUCAACAUGGUGGCCAGUCCUACAGGGUUGCCACCUCGGGCCCAGAUGUGGAGGGACUGUGCAGAUGUUUACAAGGCCGGUCACUCUGUCAGCGGACUGUAUCACAUCUACAUCGGCAACAGGACUGAACCUGUGCAGGUGUACUGUGACAUGGAGACGAGCGGCGGAGGCUGGACGGUGUUCCAGCGGCGAUUUAACGGCAGCGUGGACUUCCAGAGGAGCUGGAAGGACUACAAACUGGGUUUCGGGGACGUGUUAGGAGAGCACUGGCUGGGUAAUGAAGUGUUACACCUGAUGACCAGUCAGGGCCAGUACUCUCUGAGAGUGGAGCUAAAGGACUGGGAGGGAAGCUCCGCCCACUCCCUGUAUGACCGCUUUACACUGACCAGUGAGAGGCAGCAGUACAGGUUGUACCUGAGAGGCUACAGCGGUACCGGUGGAAGGCAGAGCAGCCUGACCACACAUGGCACCGGCUUCAGCACCCGAGACCAGGACAACGACAACUGCGACCACUGCAAAUGUGCUCUGAUGCUCACUGGAGGUUGGUGGUUUGACGCCUGCGGUUUCUCCAACUUGAACGGUAUCUACUACACCGUCGGCCACAACAUCAGGAAGCUCAACGGCAUCAAGUGGCACCACUUCCGAGGCCCCAGCUACUCCCUGCGCGCCACCUCCAUGAUGGUACGGCCCUACGACUUCUAACAGCACCCCUGCACAUCCAUGAUGGUUUGGCCCAUGACAUCUGCCGACAGUCUUUCAGUAUCACGGCGGUACUCCCUCCAACAUGCCUUCCUGAUGAUGUGAAACUUUUAAACAACACCCCUCAGAUCCAGCCCCAGAUCUCUUGGAUCUAACAUGGUACAGCCCUUCAAUUUACUGCCAUGAUGGUAAAACUCCACACAGAAAGUUGUUUUAUGUUUCCUGACUCUGGACUUUGUUUUCAUAACCUGCCCCGGAGCCAUGAGGGAUGGACCAUGCCAGAAAAGAACUAAUUCAUACUGGCUUGUUGUUGAGUGCACAUUUUCAGACCGUCCUGGAAGGAAUUCAUAAUGUUUUGCUUGUUUGUGUCAAGCAGCUUCAAAAACUGCAUUUCCUCGAAUGGCCACUAGAGGCUGGCUCCGGUCCCCAUAGACACCCAUGUCAAAAUGUCUAAUUUUACAGCAGAAAUAAACAUGUUUACAGCCUGGUGUAAGCAACGGUUUUGAGUCUCUGUAGCUAACUUUGUAACAACUGUACGGGGAGUGAUUUUUUUAUAUAACUCACCUACUAAAAGUGUAUUAAAGCUUAACGUUAUGCAUAACUUCGAACACUGAGCUGUUCAGGAAACCUGUGGGUAUGCCGUCACAGAGGGUUUAUCCAUCUUUCUAUACAAUCUGUGGUUUGUACACAUGAAAAGUGACAGAAAUAGUGAUGUAAAGAAGAGAAAAGAGGCGUUGAAACACACUGCUGGUCACUGCCUGAGGUGGGUUGGAUUGUACAGAAAUUGUUGGACAUAGUCAAUCACCUACAGUUGGUCCAUCAGAAAGGUUUCUGGAGAAGGUGGCUGGCAGCUUCACAGUACUUUCCUUUCUGACUUCGGAGCAUCUCUUGGAUUAGAAAAGGUAUGAUCACUACAGACGUGAUCAGAAUACCUUUGCAGCUAGCAGCCAUGACUGUAAUCACCUUUAACCUGCGGAUCGUCUUCUGAAGGACUCCACCGAGGAUCACUGACUGCUUCUUGGUCCUCGGAAGCAUUUUAUAGUAACAUUGAAAACACCUUCAGAUACACCGAGAUCUGAAGGUGUCAUCUUGAGGGUUUUAGAAGCUGUGACCUCUAUUUUUUACUACUUUCUACAUCUGUAUAGAAAAGCAAUAAAUUGUGUAAUUCAUUCAGCAAUGAUAACAUUAGCUGCAGCUCUAAAUACCAUAUUUGAACAAACAGUGUGCUGCUGGAUCUGCAAUUAUUCGACUGAUUAUUGGACAGAAAAAUCACUUGUAGCUACUUUGAUCAUUGGUUAGUUGUUUACAAAAGUCAAAUAAAGAUUUGUCGUGGCAA